AUGGAUGCCGGGUUUCAACUAUCGCUGAGAGCCUUUGAGGUGGUUUACGAGAUGAUUUCAGCCAAAAUAAUAUCAUCUUCACCCUCCACUAGCAUAAAUAUAACUGAUGAAGACACAUCUCUCGGAGAAUUUGAGGCAGAGAUGUCGGCCAUCCUCACUCUUGUUGGUAAAGACCACCUUUCGAGUAAUGAGGUAUAUGGCCUAUCAUACUACCUUCAUGAACUUCUAGAAACAACUCUAGAAAUUGGUUUAAGAAGCCUUCUGAGAGACAAACCUACGAAGUCAUUUCCCCUACCAGGCUCUGCUGACGGAAAUUCAGUGAACGAAUUAAUUACCAUAUUGGACGGUCUCAAACUGGCGUCGAGUCGUAAAAAAAAUUACGCCAAGUCAAAAUUAAACACAAAUGGGCUAGUACCACAGAAACAGGAGCGUAUUCGGCCACAAAUCUGUGAGUUUGAGCCCCCUCGAAGGUACAAGAGAGGAGGUUUUAGAGGCAUUCAGAGUCGAAAAUUUACAACACGAAGAAGCAGAAGUCAUUGCUCAAAUAGCAGUUCAUCUGAAAGUGAUUCAAUAUGA
Molecule: messenger RNA, 576 nt
Organism: Protopolystoma xenopodis
Lineage: Eukaryota; Metazoa; Platyhelminthes; Monogenea; Polystomatidea; Polystomatidae
Source: the annotation of a GenBank genome assembly